GAAAGUAACUCCAGGACGAGACCGAAGCGACCCGCGCAGCAAGCACAGGCAGCAAGGCUGAGCCGGGUGCCCAAGACCCGGCGGCUGUGGGGGGCGGGGGCUGCGCCUGAGCCCGAUCCGCCGCUCCGGCUCCGAGCAGUGUGGUCUCGGGAAAAGGUUGUUGCCCAGCACCAAUGCGUUUGUCGGAGGGAACACUGGAGGUUCGUGUCAAGGCGUAAAGCCUGGGGCUUCCAAUGAUACUCUGGGCAGUGAUGGAAGCCUAGAUGCCUCACCGCAAGGAGCGGCCGAGCGGGUCCUCGCUUCACGCACACAGCAGUGCCGGCACCCCGGAGGGAGGAAGCAUGUCCCGGUUGUCUCUCACCCGGUCGCCUGUGUCUCCCCUGGCUGCCCAGGGGAUUCCCCUGCCAGCCCAGCUCACCAAGUCCAACGCGCCUGUGCACAUUGAUGUGGGUGGCCACAUGUAUACCAGCAGCCUGGCCACGCUUACCAAGUACCCCGACUCCAGAAUAAGCCGCCUUUUCAAUGGCACCGAACCCAUCGUCCUGGACAGUUUGAAGCAACAUUAUUUCAUCGACCGGGAUGGGGAGAUCUUCCGCUAUGUGCUGAGCUUCCUGCGGACGUCAAAACUGCUGCUCCCGGACGACUUCAAGGACUUUAGUCUGCUGUACGAGGAGGCACGGUACUAUCAGCUGCAGCCCAUGGUGCGGGAGCUGGAGCGCUGGCAGCAGGAGCAAGAGCAGCGGCGCCGAAGCCGGGCCUGUGACUGCCUGGUGGUGCGGGUGACACCGGACCUGGGUGAACGAAUUGCACUCAGCGGUGAGAAGGCCCUCAUCGAGGAGGUCUUCCCCGAGACUGGGGAUGUCAUGUGCAACUCUGUCAAUGCCGGCUGGAACCAAGACCCUACACACGUCAUUCGCUUCCCACUCAAUGGCUACUGCCGGCUCAAUUCGGUGCAGGUCCUGGAGAGACUAUUCCAGAAGGGGUUCAGCAUGGCUGCCUCCUGUGGGGGUGGUGUGGACUCUUCCCAGUUCAGCGAGUAUGUGCUGUGCCGGGAGGAGCGGCGGCUGCAGCCCCCUCCCACUGCCAUCCGGAUAAAGCAGGAGCCCUUGGACUAG
Orycteropus afer afer is the source of this 1115-nucleotide messenger RNA. RefSeq names its product potassium channel tetramerization domain containing 15 (gene KCTD15). Gene Ontology annotation, molecular function: protein binding. Gene Ontology annotation, biological process: protein homooligomerization. The record is from RefSeq and is a predicted model, not a curated record. NCBI's taxonomy places the organism in Eukaryota, Metazoa, Chordata, Mammalia, Tubulidentata, Orycteropodidae.